Sesamum indicum (sesame) is the source of this 1405-nucleotide messenger RNA. Its product is annotated as nuclear pore complex protein. The record is from RefSeq and is a predicted model, not a curated record. Gene Ontology annotation, molecular function: structural constituent of nuclear pore. Lineage: Eukaryota; Viridiplantae; Streptophyta; Magnoliopsida; Lamiales; Pedaliaceae. Gene Ontology annotation, cellular component: nuclear pore central transport channel; nuclear pore. Gene Ontology annotation, biological process: protein localization to nuclear inner membrane; nuclear pore organization; NLS-bearing protein import into nucleus.
AAUUUAAAGGCAAAUUUUAGGAAAGCGGGGCGGAAAUUGGCGGCAACAGCAUUAGUACAGAGUCCAUCAAAAAUCCCAAUCGCGAAUCUAGGGUUCGGCCACCGGCCAAAAUGUUCGGAGCUCAGCCCUCGUCAGCUGCAUUCGCCACCCCUUCCUCCACCCCCGCCUUCGGCACGCCUUCAACUCCAGCAUUCGGCAGCUCACUAUUUUCGACACCGUUUUCGCAACUAUCCCAACCCCAACAGCAGCAGCAAACCCCGUCGCUGUUUCAGACACCUCAACCUCAACAACAGCAAAGUCCGUUCGGUUUUACGACGCCGUUCAAUGCCGCAUCGCAAGCGCAACCGACUCCGUUUAACAAUGCGCUGCCGGCGACGAAUUUUGUGAACUCGCAGUUGACUACUCAGAUGGCGCCAGUUGCUCCACUCCCGUUUUCUCUGGCGGAUCGUGAUAUUCAAGCGAUUGUGGAUGCGUACAAGGAGGAGCCUGGGAACCCUAAGUAUGCAUUCAAGCAUCUACUGUUUAGUGUCACUGAACCUCAGUACAGGAUAAAGCCUGCUGGUGUAUCUGAUAUUAUGUGGGCAGAGGCAAUAGCAAAGCUAGAAGGCAUGGAGAGUUCCAAACGAGAGCGUUUGUGGCCUCAUCUUGUGCAGGGAUUUAAAGAUCUUUCCCAGCGUCUCAAGCUCCAAGAUGAAGUCAUACUCUCAGAUUCUGAGAGACUGAAGAUGACACAGAGCAAUGUAAAGAUGCUCCAAAGACAUUUUCAAGCUGACACCCUUCCCUGGAUCCAAAGGAUGCAACAGAAAGAGCAAGGGCUUCAAAGACGUCUUUUAAGGAUAAUGAGAAUAAUAGAGGCAUUGGAGGGUAAAGGCAGUCGUCUUCCUCUUAUGAAAGGAGAGGUAGAAUUAGCAGAGAAGUUGGCUGCAAUAACCAGACAGUUAAAAGGAUCUGGAGCGGAACUUUCUAGACGGGUACAGAAUCUUCUCACAUUGUCACGCCUUCAAGCAGAUGGGCUAAAUGGUGGCUCGGUUUAUCUGCCAGGAUCAACCAAAAUUCAUGAACAAAGUCUGGCUGACAUGCAGGAGGUCUUGCAACGGCAAACAGAGGCUAUUGCUAGACUCGGAAAUGUGCUGAAGCGAGACAUGCGAGAUAUGGAAAUCAUAAUGGCUGAAGAUACAGAAAUGAGUGAAGGCUAGAAAGAGGCACUUGCAAAUUACAAUCUCACAAACAGUCAUCUCCCCCUCAUCCUUUUCCUUGUAUUUUCCCCUCUAUCUCUUUGUCGUCUCUUCUUUCCAUUAUAACUAAAUAGGUCGAAAGUAUUUGUUGCAUGUUGACCAGAAAAUUAUACAUGUGUGUGAACUACAUUAAGACAAAUUCCAUAUGGAAAUAUCUCAUCAUCUCUUCC